GUGCAUACCAAGAGCAGAUCGCAGAAGCUUUUAUGCCAACUCUCCGUACAUUGUUCAUCGCUCCGACAUCAUCCCCACUUGCCCAGAUUGACGUUUCUAAUGUGGCCGAACUGUUGGUUCAUUUGACCUCCGACAAACAUAUCGUCAACUCGAGUCAGACCACAACACAGAAUGAGAACAACGCUGACGACGUUCAGGUAUGUAGAGAAAUUCCAAAUUUCUGGCACUGGUUGUCAAAAAAAACCCACCCAGUGAUUGUCCAAUGGUACCUACCAUUAAAUACAUUAUUUUAAAGGUAGAUUUGAACUCAGGGACCAGCUCUUCAAAGAAUAGAUAUUGCGCGCUAUCCAACAAAUACUAUUUUUAAGCUUUAAAAAAUUGGGCGUUGAUUAGUCGCGACCAUCCUCGUCCCCAGCAAGACAUAUUUUAACAUCUAUAUUGGGAGGCCAUUUGGCCCUACUAGGUAGUGGAUCAGACUGGGCCCUAACCUUACCCUGAGUAACCUAAAUCUUACUCUGAAGAGCCCGCCCCCACUGUAAAACGUUUAAAUAUGCACUGGGAAUCCGAGAAUCUCUACUGUAUAUGAACCGGAACCCAUAGUGAACGCUAUAAAUAUGUCGCUAUAUAUAUAUAGAGCUCACUGCCGCUCUCUUGACCAAUAAUUCAGAAACGUCCAUUAAAAUUAACGAUUGGCUAAUAUCCUCAUUCUUGUUGAUGAUUGCUAUAAUUGAUAAUUUUGCAAAUGACUUUUACUUGGAAAAAAUAUAGAAACGUUUUGUUUUUAGCCCGACUCUAUCCAUGGCUCGUUAGCUCUGAAGAUAGCCAAUGAAAUUAUAUCUGAACCAUUGUCUCCCGGUAUCCGAGUGCUUUGUAAAACGUUGACACAGUUGCACUUAUUGAAUGCAAAGAAAAGUGUUUUAAAAGAUUUGAUGUUUCUUCAUGAAGCUAUGAUAAAGGUACGUUUUGCUGGAUUUCAGUGAGCGUUAAAGUGCCACUAACCCCAAAGUUGAUUUUUGGUAUGACAUGCAUGUAUUGUAUCUUUACAGUAAAAAACCUCGUCCUGAUCAAACUUUUUCACUGCCAAACUUUCUGGAUAUGAUGUCAUUAUUAAUGGAAUGGCAAACUUGAUGGAAUGGCGAAUUUGAUGGAAUGCAAACUAAUUUGCUACUCAUCUAGCUUAUGGCAUGAUAUCUGGAAAGUUUUACAGUGAAAAAUUCGAUACAGUUGAGAUUUUUUCCAAAGAACAUAAUUAUCCAUCAAUUAUGAGUAAACUGUUAGCUGGGAAAUAUGUCCUAUAUAUCAGUUCAACUUGACUAUAUAUUCCACAAAAACAACCUGAUGACUUCAGCAUUCGGUAAAUAUGGCUUGCCAUUUUCUCACUAUAACUAUAGGAGGUUAAAGACUACCACUCCAUAAAAUAUCUGGAAAAGUUCCACCAAUCGUUGGUUGUGCUAACAACAGAGACCGAGACGUUAGGUAAGGACACUUUCUCACUUUCCAUCCCUCCCCCAGCGCAAUUAUACGCAGGCUUAUGACUUCAUAAAAUUUCGUUGUCUUUCCAUCGUUUUCUAAAUCCUACUUUUCUCCAUGCCACUCAGUCACUCAUUGUGGCGUUAUACAAAUGACCUGUUCAUCAUAUUCUUCUAAUAAUACGUAAUACUGAAGAAUAUCCUGAUUUGUGGGGCCUCCAGUGGCCCGUCCCCCACCCCAUACGACCCUUCCCAGGCAGGACCUGUAGGCAGGGCCGCCGGGAGGGGGGCAGGGGGGAAUUUCCCCAGACACCCAGAACCUGGGGGUCCCUAGAAAUGUUUUGUUGGGCCCCAGUCAUUUUUUUGGGUGAAAUAUUUCCGCACAAAGGGCAAGAUAUUUGGGGUUUUUUGGCAAAGUACCGAAAUUUCGUAUGAAAAAUUGAGGGAGCUUGUUGUUGGAGAAAAAAAAUUUUCCGGAAAAAAUUUUUGAAAUAGGGUCCCCUAAAAGAAAUUUGCCCCGGGCCCCCGCCAAGCUCUCGGCGGCCCUGCCGGCUGUAGUCGCCUAACAUCAUUUCAUGCAAACGACACCAGAAAACCUCUGAACCCAGGAUGCAAGAAAACGGACACCUCUCUAAUACGGAUACCUCUCCAAUACGGACAUCUCUCUUAUACAGACACCUCUCCAAUACGGACAUCUCUCUAUUAUGGACAUCUCUCUAAUACAGACACCUCUCUAUUACGGACAUCUCUUUAUUACAGACAGAUCUCUAGUACGCAUACAUCCUUUAAUAUACAGAAAAUAUUUUCAGGGAUAAAGUAUAUGCAUGCGAUAACUAUUUCAGAAGGUGUUUGCAAUUUCGUUCUGCCAGGUCCCGAGUCAGAGCAAACCAACAGUGCUUCGAGUGACAAGGAUUCGACAGAAGAAACUGAAAACACAUGAUACUCUACAGAUAAGUUUAUUUAACAUCGUUUGUAACUGCGUGGCGCUAUGGUCCGUUACAUACGGGACGUAGUUAUGCAUCUAGUUUCACCUUCCGGAAGACAGUGUAAAUAUUAAGUUUCGUCAUUUUUUAGUCUGCGGUAGCGAUCUCAGUAGGGAGUUUAAGAUGCCGACAACAACGGGUACGGAAAACGGUUGAAAACUUGUUUUCGCAUUGCUUUAACUGAGGCAGACAAAAUUUACAUAUCCCCAGAGCAUACUUUUCACCGUAGCUACCUUAAAACAGAAUCAAGAACAUAGCACCGAAACUGACUACGCAACGUUGCAGGUUGGAGAGUAUUUUUACAAAGAAAUGAUGUGAAAAUUAAAAGAUGAAACUUACCGAACACAAAGUCAUGCACAUAAAACAUAUUUGGGAUAAAUUUGUUAUGACAAGCAUUUAGUAUUUGCAUACAUACAACAAAAACUAUUUCAAACGUAGUCGGUAGUUCGUCGUCAAGAUCUUGAACUCCCUAGUCUCCUCCCCUGCGCGCGACCUUUAUAGCCCUGGGAUAUACGGAAAAGAAAUGCAAGAAAACUUGCAGUAGUUUCCAACGCGCAUUCUGGUGAAUUGAUAUAUCAUCUCAGUGAGCGUUUGUGUUGACAUAUUUUGAUACAAGUAAAUACAGUAAGUUACAAAGAUAAAAUAAGUCUAUCUCUGAAGCUGCCAAUCGAUUUCUACCUGAGGUCACCGGGGGGGGGGGGGGGGGGGGAGAUUGACACUUCGGAGAACAAUGUGGAUCGCAAAUAACUCUACACCGUUUUCCAUAUAUAAUAAUAUUAAACCAAAUUCAUAGUGUAAUGAAUCUGUAAUCUCCAUUUCGAUCUCCUGUUAAAUUCAAACACCAUGACAUUACUUGAACAUUAUUAUAAUAACUAUAAUAUAUGUACAGUUUUUUUAAUGCACAUUAAUAUUCUGUUGCCCCAUGAAUUAAGUUACAGUCUAUAUAUAUACUACUGCAUAAUUUCAUUGCAAUUUUUUCCAUAAAAUUACAAAUAUGACAUUCAUCUAUUAUUGAAAACACGCUUUUGUAUUUGUUCGGACCCAGGCGCUUUGGUUUGCUGCGUCACACACGCGCGGUGUUACAUUCCCAAACGUUUUGCGUUUCACGCGCCGGCCACGCAGCGGCGUAGCAAACCAUGGAGCCUGGGCACAAGGCUGCUUUUGAGUUCUGAUUUCGUGCAAAUUAUCUAAAGUCCAUUAGUAGGCAGAAUUUUCGGCGCGGAGCGGAAUUUCUCUUUGUCUUUGUCUUCACAAGACAAAGAGAAAUUCCGCCUAGCGGAAAACGGCCUUAACACGUCAACACAAGUUCGUAAAUGUCUAGUUGAACACGUGAUAACCGGAUUUCCCAUGUAUAUUCCCAUCAUGUUCUCGUGCCUGUUUCUACUGCGAAUACCUUUGUAGCUUAUAGAAUCACACAACACGAAUUCGUCUUUUUUGCCUAAAACAGUUGAAAUAGUAUCAUUAUGACUUUUGCAAUCCAGGC
Messenger RNA from Paramuricea clavata, 3935 nucleotides. The record is from the annotation of a GenBank genome assembly. NCBI's taxonomy places the organism in Eukaryota, Metazoa, Cnidaria, Anthozoa, Malacalcyonacea, Plexauridae.